Punica granatum (pomegranate) is the source of this 2112-nucleotide messenger RNA. NCBI's taxonomy places the organism in Eukaryota, Viridiplantae, Streptophyta, Magnoliopsida, Myrtales, Lythraceae. The record is from RefSeq and is a predicted model, not a curated record.
GACUCUCCCUCCCUCCAGGCGGUUCCCACUAUAUAUAUGGAUGACAGCGGGUGCAUAUUGAUCAUCAGUUUCUUCGAGGUGGGCGAGUAUAUACAAUAUCCAACUCUUGAUCGAUCAUCUCUUCACCGGAAUAUUCUUCCAUGGGAGAGGUCGCCGAGAAGGCAGAGCCAACAACGAGGCCGCAACAGCUGCACUUUGUACUCGUGCACGGGAUCGGUGGAGGAGCAUGGUGCUGGUACAAGAUUAGGACUCUCAUGGAGAACUCCAGCUACCGGGUAUCUUGCAUCGACCUCAAGAGCGCGGGGAUCGACUCAUCAGACUCUAACUCGAUUCACUCAUUCAACGAAUACAACAAGCCUCUAAUAGACUUCAUGUCUUCCCUUCCCGAAACCGAACAGGUGAUACUGGUAGGGCACAGUGCAGGAGGGCUGAGCCUGACUCAAGCCACCGGCAAAUUUGCUCGGAAAAUCAGAGUGGCAGUUUACGUGGCGGGGACGAUGCUGCGAGCCGGAUUUCAUACAGAACAAGACGUGAAAGAUGGAGUGCCUGAUCUGUCGGAAUUCGGGGACGUUAACGAAUUCCAGUUCGGGCUAGGGCUUGACAAACCCCCAACAAGUAUGAUUGUGAAGAAAGAAUUCCAGCGCAAGAUCAUAUACCAAAUGAGCCCCCUAGAGGACUCCACCUUAGCUGCCAUGCUGUUGAAGCCCGGACCGAUUCUUGCCCUUCAAACCGCCCGGUUCACCAAGGACAAUGAAGACGUGGACAAGGUACCACGAGUCUAUAUCGGGACGAUGCAUGACAAUGUCAUUAAGCCUGAGCAGCAGGAAGCAAUGAUAAAGAAGUGGCCCCCUGCGGAGACUUACUUCCUCGACAGUGAUCACAGCCCGUUCUUCUCGUCCACAUUCUCCCUCUUCGGGUUGCUCGUGAAAAUUUCAGCUUCCUUCUGAUUUCUAACUUACAAGAAUAAGAACUGGUUAAUUUGCCAUAUAUAUACAUAUUUGGUAGAUUAGUUGAUUUGAAAUUUCGUGUUCUUUCAUGGGAAACAUUCUUCAUUAUGAAAUAAAAAUAAAUUCGAUGACAAAUUUACAUUUUCUAUGAUAUAUAUUACAUAUCGAGUUAAAUAUCAAUUUCGCCCAUGAGAUGGACGAGUUACAUCACUCGAGUCCCUCAGACGAAAACGAUCUCAAGUUAGUCUCUCGUAACAUAAGGUAGGUCCCUUUGCCACAUCAGUUGGAUGCUUUGCCACAUCAAAUAGGUUUUCUAUUACAUCUUUUUGGUCCCUCCUUCCCUACCGUCAUACCAUUAAGGACCCCAAUGGGCUGACUAUCAAAAAGGUCCUUGCAUUUUAUUUUGCUAUUUUCUCUUUGUUUUUAGUAUUUCUCAAAUUCAAGAUUAUUUCUUGACAUCAAUCUAGUCCUUAUAGCCCAAGAUUUGUAUGCAUUUACACAUCCUAAACCCCAAGAUCGCAACCCCCAGCUCCCUCUCAACUCCUUUGCUCUUUUUCCUCACUGACUGGUACCAAAUCGAAAAUCGAAGCUCUCCCUUCCCUCCUUCUUCCUUCUGUUUAGGUAAUCGACAAGCAUGAAGGUGCAAUAUGCUAUGGGAGAUCGUUUAAAGAAGAGGUCCGAUGUGGAAUUGAGUCACAGUAGCUGCGUAUCCAUGGGAGAUCGAGCAAAUCAUUCACAGUGGUUUUGUGGCUAUGGGAGGAAGGCUCUCUUACUAACUUCGAGGACCCGUAGAAACCAUGGCAGGCAAUUUCUGAUGUGUCCUUUCUUUCAGAACAAAGCAGUAAACUGUGGAUACUUCCAAUGGUUGGAUGAGGUAUGUGAAGUGGUUGUUGAUGCUGAUUCAGGGUGCAUGGAGGCUGCACAAACUGAAGUUGAUGAAGUUGUAAUUCGAAAGCUAAAGAGAAAGGUUAUCAAGUAUGAAUACAGAAUGAAGAAGCUCAAAAUUGUUUGCAUAAUAUCGGUGUUCUUGUUAGUAUUGAUUUUUAUUGGAUUUGCUUUUAGAAACUAGUGUAUGAGGAUAGUUCAAAGUAGUGUAUGAGGGUAUUUGGUAUGUAACGUAACUCAUAUUUUCCUGUUAAUGAAAUGGCAUAAAUGUGAGUACAGA